AUGAGAUCAAACACAGUUUUGAGAUUGAGAAAAUCAAUUGAAUAAGAAAAGUAUGAAUCCUCUUAGAAAAUUUCUCUACAUGCAUUUAGUAUACAUUAACCAUUAAGCCCAAAGAGAAAAGCUCAUUAAACUCCUAUUAGAGGAAAAUACUAAAUACUGUAAAAAUAGAAAUUAAUCAAUGAGUAAAAAUUGAAUGUCUAGACUCAGCUUUUAAAGAAAAAUGAUUAUUUUAAUUCAGUGAAUAUAACAUUAGAGAGUUAAUAAAUAAAAGACUAAAAUAAAAGUAUACAAUGUAGAAAGAAUUACCGUUAAAAAUCAGAGGAUAAAAUAUUUGUAUAUGAUAUAUUUCGAGAGGUUGGGUACUCUUACAAAUUAUAUGUCUGAGGAAUAAUCAAAACCUGGCGAUUAAUAAGAAGGACAGAACAAAAUAUAAUCUUUUCCAAUUGUGAAAAAAAGAUUUUCUUAAUCUCCUUAAUGCUUAGUUUCUCAAAUUAUACCUCCGAUGCCAAUAAUAACAGAGUUAAAUAACACAAAAAUAGAAUCAAGUAUUUAGUGAUAUAAUUAUUAGAUGAAUUUAAUAAAGUUUAAUAUAAAGUGAUAAAAGAAGUUUCAGAAUCAACAGAUAGAAUACUUGAUUUAUUAUUACUUAAUACUUGUGAUCUCAAAAAAGUAUUCCAAUAAUAAAAAUAAAAAAAUUAAAGAAAAAUAAUUGUUUAAGGAAGAGUGCCAAAAGAUUUUUUCAAUAUUUUGAAAUAAUUAUGA
Paramecium pentaurelia is the source of this 762-nucleotide messenger RNA. The record is from the annotation of a GenBank genome assembly. NCBI's taxonomy places the organism in Eukaryota, Ciliophora, Oligohymenophorea, Peniculida, Parameciidae.